Messenger RNA from Hyla sarda, 3110 nucleotides. RefSeq names its product ATP-dependent RNA helicase DHX58-like. The coding region runs from base 520 to 2580 and encodes 686 amino acids. Gene Ontology annotation, biological process: innate immune response; positive regulation of interferon-beta production; response to virus. The record is from RefSeq and is a predicted model, not a curated record. The transcript is spliced from 14 exons. Gene Ontology annotation, molecular function: DNA binding; double-stranded RNA binding; zinc ion binding. Lineage: Eukaryota; Metazoa; Chordata; Amphibia; Anura; Hylidae. Gene Ontology annotation, cellular component: cytoplasm.
CACUUUGCACAAGUUUUGAUGAAUCUCUCCCCGAGUCUACAGACAAUGGGGGUGACAGCUGAGCCAUGGGAGGAGGCAGGGACCCCAUAGCUGUGCCCACAUCCCUUAGAGAUGGUCAGGGUGUUGUGCCACCCAUUAUACUGUACAGGCCGCUCCUGGGCACGCACCCCAUCUCAGACAUGUCACGUGUGGUGAAGGCCCAAUACAUAUGGCGCCAUGAGGAGACCCCAAUAGAGAGGGAGAAAGGCAACCCCCCCCCCCCCCCUCUCCUGAGCCCACAAUCCACAGAGCCAAUAAUCUACUGCCAGAGGGGAGGGGCCUGGUCUGACCGCACGGGGCAGUAGUAGGAGUCUAUAAAGUAGGAGGAGCUUCUGUCUGAGGGACGGAGAGCGGCUGCGCCACUGAUGAGGGAGGACGCACCGUCACCCCCCGAACCGAUUUGAGGACCCAGGGAGCUACAAAGGAAGCAAACCAAACCCGGUAUAUAAUCUGGAGCGGCAGACGACGCCUGAACAGAUCAUGGCCACCAACUUCUACUGCGACUGGUACCGCCAAAAGAUGAAUCUGAGGGACUAUCAGUGGGAGGUCAUAGGCCCGGCCAUAGAUGGGCAAAACAUCAUCAUCUGGCUCCCAUCAGGGACCGGUAAAACCAGGGCCGCUGUGUAUGUGGCAAUGCGGCACCUAGAGACGAAGCGGGAUGCCAAGGUCGCCAUGAUUGUGAACAAGGUCCACCUUGUUCACGAUCACUUUAUUAAGGAAUUCCAGCCAAGUCUAGGAGCCAGAUUUAAGAUCACUCCCAUAAGUGGGGACUCAGAAAGGAGUAGCUAUUUUGCUGAAUUUGUAAAGAAAUCUCACAUAGUCAUUUGCACUGCUCAUGUCCUGUACAGCGCCAUCUUAAGCGACUCUGUGGACAGACACGUGGAGAUGUCAGAUUUCACGUUAUUGAUUAUGGACGACUGUCACCACACACAGAACGAUGUCAUAUAUAACAAGCUGAUGGAUAUAUACCUUGAGAUAAAGAUUGAUUGGCACCGACGGCUUCCACAAAUUCUGGGGCUGACGGCUUUUCCAGUGGCGGGUGGGGCCAGCACCUUCGAGAACGCCGUGAACUACAUUUUAAUGAUCUGCGCAAAUCUCGACACAUGGAAGAUAAUGUCACCGAAGACUUUAGUCAAGGCGCCCGAUGCCAGGAUGAAGCAGCCCUGCAGACAGUACAACUUGGUCGCCAAAAGGGUUGUAGAUCCUUUUGGAGAUAAGCUGAAGCAGCUCAUGACCGCUAUACAUGACUAUAUGGGCGACACUGAAUACAGAGCAAAUUUUGGCACCCAGGAGUACGAACAGAAUGUAGUAUUGAUGGAAAAAAGUGGGGCUGAGGCCGACGACAUAAGGAAGAAAACUUGCGCAGGUCACCUUCGUAAAUACAACGACGCACUUCUCAUCCAUGACACCGUCAGAAUGCGGGACGCAUACAACUUUCUAGACGAAUUCUACGUAGUGGAAGGAUUUUAUAAACAGCGGAGAGACGAGACAGACGUCUUCCUCUACAGAUUAUUUAAUGAGUACUCGACUGGACUACUCGAGCUGUGUCGAAUCACCAGAUAUGAGAACCCCAAGCUGAAGAUGCUGGAGGAGAUAUUAAAGAAAAAUUUCCAGGACUCCUCCGGGUCAUCCGGCAUCAUUAUGACGCCUACACGACACACUGCCCACUCUCUUUUCGGGUGGAUUCAAAGUAUCUCUUCCCUUCGAGGUCUCAAUAUCAAGGCAGCGGUCUUCUUAGCAUCUGGGUUCAGCCAUCAAAGUAAUUAUAUGGUACAGAACGACCAGAAUGAAGUAGUGGAACAGUUUCGUCAAGGCUUCCUAAAUCUGCUCAUCUUCACCAGUUUGGCCGAGGAGGGCUUGAACCUCCCAGAAUGCAACGUUGUUGUUUGGUACGGCCCGAAAACUAUUGGAACAUCCAUGACGCAGGCCAGAAGCAGAGCCAGUGCGGAGGACAGCUGUUGCUCCUUUUUUGCCAGAUCUAGAUGGGGAGAGAGUCGAAGAGAAAUGACCAAUGAGACGUUGGAGGAUCUUAUGAACCGAGCCAUAAAAUAUGUUCAAGAUAUGCCGGAAGUAGAAUAUGCGGCUAAGAUUAGAGAUCUGCAGAGGGCAUCCCUCGCCGAGCGCAUGGUGCAAAAGAUCAAGGAUGAAAACAAAAUAAAAUUUGCAUCCAGGGAUGUCCGGUUGGACUGUCGGAACUGCAAUAACCCUGUUGCCCACGGGGAUGAUUUACGUCUAGUGGACAUGUCUCUUCAUGUGAAUAUUAACCAACACUUUAAGGAUUACUAUGAAGAAUAUACAGCGCCACUUGAUCUGGAAAAGAAGAUGGAGAACUGGGUUCCUGGAGGUUCAAUCAGAUGUCGCUUUUGCAGGGCGCAUUGGGGCCUGAUAAUAAUCUACCGAGGAUUGACCCUUCCCAGUUUAAGCGUCAAGAGCUUUGUGCUCCAAACUCCUGAAGGUCCCAAAACGUGCAAAAAAUGGAAAAAAAUCCCGUUCCCUCUGGAGCUCUUUAAUUAUAAUGCGUACACUGCAGGGAACCCCUAAAAUACAGAAUACAAGUGAUUCCGAAAAUAGACAGUUUGCUGCUCGGAACAUCCUGAAACCUGAGAUUAUGGCCCCGAAAAUUGUUUUUUCCGAUGUUACAUAAUGUUAAAAUUACGAGGCCAAAUCUGUCGAAGUUCUGAAGGUACGAAUGGGGGCAAGUUUAGCCUCUCCCCUAAUAAUAAUGGUCGUAGAGGAAGUAGACAACAGGUUAAGUCUUAGAAUCUUGUUGAUCAGUCUUGUUAUACAUGAAGGUUCUCAUCAAGUCUGAGGAACACCUACUAGAAAGUCCUUGAAAUUAAGGGACCGGAAGAAUCCUCAGCGCCUGUCCUAAACUGAAGUGAAGUUUGGAAGGUGAGGCUCUUUGUUCAUCACGUUGGUAUUUUGGGCAUUUUUAACAUAAGUCGUGAGAAUUAUUACUUUGUUAGCAGCCGGAUAUGCUUCCACAAAGCCAUCGCUAGACCUGGAGUCAUCCCGGAACAACCAUUUAAGCCUGGUGUAUUGCCUAGAACAGAGGUCCCCAGAACAGAAUC